ACAGAAGCCGCCACCAGAGCAUUGGUGGGCGAUUUGCAGCCGGCACUUCGAUGCGAUGGGCACUGGCAUCUGCACCAAGCGAUUAGUAGGGCUUGAAGCGAUUCGAAUGCAGUGGGCCAUGAGGUAGUCGCUAUAAGUAUCUGCUACGCUUGCUGUCAGAUUCUAUAUCACCAACCUCGAUCAUCAGCUUCUUUUGUCCAAUCCCCAUACAGGCUCGUCAUAUUCAGAACACUUUCCAAUCAGCACCCACCCAAUCAGAAUGAAGGCAACUACAUUCGCUACAAUUUUGGCAGCCAUUGCCACGGGUGCCGCUGCAUUUCCAGCCCCUAUUGGCUCAGAAGGUCUGAUCGCUCGUGACGACCAGGCACAGGCUGCCCAGCAGAACACUCAGUCAUCGGACCAGGCUGCCGCUCCUCAGCAGGUGCAAAGCAAGCAGCAGCAAGCCCAGUCCGCUGGAACUCAGGAGCAACAAAAUGCCAAGGCUCAGCAAGGGCAGCUCAGUGCUCAGCAGCAGCAAGACGCUCAGAAACUAGAUGCCACCAACGCGUGGUGCUACGACAACUAUCGCGGCUACUCUUCAUGUGGUCCAGAUAGCUACUACUCGCAACAUGUCUGCCAGGAUACUUGGACUGGACAGUGGUAUUUCUGCACUUACAAUGACUGGAUCCAGCAAUACUUUGGCUAUUAUUACCCCCAACGACAAUGCUACGACGACUUUGGCAGACAGUACCCGUGCAAUCAGCCUCAGCCACAGUACUGCCGCGAUUUCUACAACAACAUUGUCCCAUGUAAUGGACGUUACCAGCCAGACAACAGAAAUGUCUGCCGUGAUCUACGGGGAAAUAUCACUCCUUGCCUCCUCGAUAGCACGGAAUCCGCUUCUGUCGACACGCCGUUUGGGAAGUUCUCGGCCUCGCGCACAACUGGUGGGAACCAGAAUAACAACCCCAACGGAGGUGUUAAUUGCAAGGUUGGUGAGGAUGGCAACUUGGAAUGUGCUGCUUGAGAUGGAAGGAAUGCAAGCGGCGUGAUUCGUCGGAUCGAUGAGGAACGAAGUCAUUUCGAAGAGCUGUACGUCGGUGGCGAUGCGAAAAGAAUCGGUUGCAAAAAGUUCGGUCACGAAGUCAGAUGAAGUUUACGAAUGUCGAUAUAAUGAUAAUACUCUUGCCAGUUCAGUUUUAUGUUCGGACACUUCACCGCUGUCCAAGGAAACGAUCACAGA
Cercospora beticola is the source of this 1222-nucleotide messenger RNA. RefSeq lists its product as uncharacterized. NCBI's taxonomy places the organism in Eukaryota, Fungi, Ascomycota, Dothideomycetes, Mycosphaerellales, Mycosphaerellaceae. The record is from RefSeq and is a predicted model, not a curated record.